Molecule: messenger RNA, 2293 nt
Organism: Eriocheir sinensis (Chinese mitten crab)
Lineage: Eukaryota; Metazoa; Arthropoda; Malacostraca; Decapoda; Varunidae
Exons: 6
Coding region: 521-2272 (583 amino acids)
Source: RefSeq, a predicted model, not a curated record
CCCAGCAAGACUGAUUCUGCAAUAAGUAAUGUCACUAAUGUGCUACAUGGGCCUAGUCGCCCAGGAAACAGCGAGUUGGGCCUUGGCCCUUGCGAGACCUCCGAUGAAGAGAGUAUUUCAAAGCUAGAGAGGCUAGAGGGACUGAUCGUGCAUGACUAUACCGAUAGUGAUGAACACUCUGACAGUGUAGACGUGACUGUACUCAGACGAGAUGCUCCAGGAACAUUAUGGGAUGAAUUACGAACCAUUCAUUUCGAAUGUAAGUUAACGCGAGAUGCUACAAACAGAAUAUUGCGUGCUCUGUCUAAAUAUGGAAUAGGAUCAUUGCACACACUGCCACUUGACUGUAGAACCUUAACAAGUAUAGCUGGGGGCGCGGCAAUGGGCAAUGGCAUUUUUACGCGUUCAGGCGUAGAGUACUAUUACUUUGGCGUCGAAAGCCAAAUAAAAUCGAUACUAAGAAGGUAUCCCUUACAAGUAAGAUCACAGUUAAAGGAGAUUACUAUCUCCCAAAACUUAGAUGGGAUACCUUUAUUUAAAAGUUCUGGUAGUCAACAGAUCUAAACCGUUGGCAAGCACUCAUAACGUCGUAGCCAGCACCAGUUCUGGUGGGAAGCCUAGAUACUCUCUCUUCGACUUUCUAAGACUACGGCCUCAGAGCACCCUGACAGUGCUAUCAAAAUGGAUCGUUAAGAAGUCAUCUUUGAAAGGCAAAGAAAAAGAGUUAAUUCAGGACUUCAACAAGAAAGAGGCAGAUUGUUCAUUUGUGUGCUGGUAUCCGCCGCAGCAGGAUUAUGAUUGCAAACGAAUCGCCACACUCAUCAAAAACGACAGCAACCCUGGACCACAUUGGCUGCCUGAACCAGGAGUCAUCUUUGGCCAAUACAAAACUUAUGAGGAGUGCCAACACGUCGUCGACGAAAUGGUAUCAAGUGAAAAUGUCGAAAGUCAGGCUUUGGCGAUGUUGCGGCAAUGUGAUAAGGAACAAAAAAGGAAGGCAAGAACGAUGGAAACAAAUGCAGAAGAAACUGCUAAAGAAAAAACUGCAGUACGUCCAACUGAAAAAGAUCCUGGUACAGCUCACGAAACUGCAAAGAAAAUACAUGCGGAGGCCCCGCUUGGUGCUACAGAGGUAGACGAGAGGCCGGUCGUCAGAUCACCUCUGGCCAUUUCUCGGCCCGAGAGGGAGGACGUCGUCAGAUCACGUCCCCUGGCCAGUUCUCCGACCGAGAGGGACCUGGUCGUCAGAUCACCUAUGGCCAGUUCUACGGCCGAGAGGGAGGUCGUCAGAUUACCUCUGGCCAGUUCUCAAGAUGUCAACAGAGCUGAAGGCAGACGAGACGCCAUUGACGUCUUUAGAGCAGAUACACCCAGUACGUCUGAUGAAGAACCCAGUGACGUACAAGUCCUGCCCGAGAAACAGCUGCCACAACAAAUACAAGAAAUUUUGAAUGUCGUACUAAAACAUGUAAGCAAAAAAUUUGAGGAAGUAAGCAAAAAAUUUGAGGAAGUGAAAACUUCUGUGGAUAACCUUCAGAAACAGCUGCAACCAGUACUUCCAGGACCUUCGCAGCGGGUGACUGACGGUGAGACACCUCUCCCUACCGGAUUUGUGCCUGUCCUUCCAAAGGACCCCUAUGAAGUGCUAACAUACUUCGGUUUUCCUGCUAGCACACCCGACAGUCUCGUAUCAAAACACAGGCACUACUUUCUUGGCAAUGCAUCGACAGAGCCAAUGAGAACUCACCGGUUGGCACUGAGGAAGGCAUUAGUUCAGCUAUGCCCGUUGCCCAAGCCUCAGUCGGGAAAAGGUGGCCUGACCCCCUCCAUCCGCCAACUCCUACAUUAUUUAGCACCCAGAGAUGUCUGGGUGCACUUCUGUUUGAAGGGCUACUCCAAAUCUAAGAGAAAUAUGGAGUCUGAAAUGCCGAAAUUUGUGCGCAUGAUUCAGGCGACAAUGAGCAUAAAACGCCAAGUCGACGAGUCGACGGUGAACGCUCAUUUAUCGGAGGCAUUAAGGAAAGAAAGUGACAGAUCAGGCUUCCGUAACACGGCGCGACCCAAGAAAACGACAGCACCAAACACAAGCACACCGUCCACGUCGGACGUACCAGGAACGUCAGGGCAUGGGACUGGUCAAGACGAGGGAGAAAGUGACCCCGAUUAUAUCGACAACGAUGCGGAAAGUAUCGUACCGCUGUCGAGUGGUAAUGAUACCGACAGGGCUACAGAUGAACGGUACUCGGACGAUGAAGAAUCAAUCACUGAAUAACAAAGUAUAUAUAGAUACUGA